Molecule: messenger RNA, 1581 nt
Organism: Symbiodinium natans
Lineage: Eukaryota; Dinophyceae; Suessiales; Symbiodiniaceae
Source: the annotation of a GenBank genome assembly
AUGGGCUGCGGCAGCUCCCAGGAAGUCACAGAAGAGCGCCUGGCCUUCCUCGGAAAGGUCGAGCUUUUCAAGCGUCUGCCGCGGGACGAGUUACCAGCACUGGCGCGAUCAGCAGAGGAGGUCUCCUUUGCCAAAGACGAGGCUAUCAUCAACCAGGGCGAGGGAGGUUAUGCGUUCUUCAUCUUGAAGAGGGGCACUGCAGGAGUUACAGUCAAUGACCAUCGAGUUGCCACGCUCAAGGCUGGUGACUAUUUUGGUGAGCAUGCGCUACUCCGCGACACGCCGCGGACCGCCACCAUCAGAGCCACCAGCGAGGUCAAGGCACUGAAGAUCACUCGAGAGGCGUUUGUCAAGCUGGAGCUCCACACGAAGCUGGAGUUUGGAAAGCGAGGUGCCGUUGGUGGAGGCAAGAUGGCAGCCGCGGAGAUUAAAGCUGCUGACCACAAAACGGCGGAUGAGAAGAAGCUGAUCGCUGCGGCCUUGAAGAACAACGCGAACCUGAACACGAUCGCGAAUCUGGAUGAAGAGAAGAUUGGUGCCAUGGUGAAAGUGAUGUGGAAGGAGGAAGUGCCCAAGGGGACGGCGCUGAUCACACAGGGCGACCUGCAGGCGGACUACUUCUACGUGGUCCAGUCGGGCAGCUUUCAGAUUUCCAAGACCGACAGCGGCAGUGCCGAGAAGGUGGCUUCUGCUGCCUUGGGCUCGAUCGAGGCCGGUGGGAGUUUCGGGGAGCUGGCUCUGCUCUACUUCGCGCCCCGAGCUGCCACGAUCACGGCCACGGCGGCUGCUGUCGUUUGGGUCACAGCGCGGCAGCAGUUCAAGGACUUGCUCAUGAAGGCGAAUGAGACAGAGAUUCAGGAGAAUCUCAAGCACGUCGGCCGCUGUGGCAUGUUCGAUCCCCUCAAGGACAGCGAAAAGAAGGAGCUCGCGGCUGCCAUGAACGAGAUGACUUUCAGCAAGGACGAGCUGGUCUUCGAGCAGGGUGAGCGUGGCACACAAUUCUUUGUCCUAGUGGAAGGAGAAGUGAGCGUAAUCAAGGAUGGCAAGGAAGUCACGAAGAUCAAGGCCACACCUGAAAAGGCGCACUACUUCGGCGAGAAAGCGCUGCUAGAGGAUGAGCCUCGUGCGGCUACCAUCAAGGUCUUGUCCACCGUUGCGAAGACUCUCGUGGUUGACAAAGAAUCCUUCGAGAUUCUUCUCGGAUCCCUGCAAGAGCUGACGCGGCGUGGCAAAGACGGCACGGGCUCAGUGAAGAAGCCAGCGGUGGCACCCAGCGCGGCCGCGACCUUCGGUAAAAUCAAGUUCAAGGACUUGAAGAAGCUUGGCCUGCUGGGCUGUGGCGGCUUUGGUGCAGUGGAAAUGGUGGAGCAUCUCAACACAGCCGAGACCUACGCGCUGAAGGCUUUGAGCAAAGGGUAUGUGGUCAAAAGUGGCAUGCAAAGCAGCGUGAUAAGCGAGAAGAACGUGCAGAUCAUGUGCGAUUCCCCCUUCAUUGUCAAGCUGCACGAUGCUCUGCACCAAAUGAUCAGGUCACAAAGCUGUCACAAAGCUGUCACAAAGCUGCACAAAGCUGUCAGCUAA